AACCUUAAUCAAUUUGGAACCCAAACUUAUCCGUUGAACCACCGCAGCCCGGCGUCCCCGUCCAUCUGCCGUCGUUGUUUCUGACGACCUAGCUUCCUUGCAAAGACUCAACUCAAUUCCAGAUCGGCGAAACCCAAUCCAGACUCGUAUUGCCAAACCGCUCCGCAAAGAUCGGAGCAUCGUGGCCUUUUUUUUUUUUCUCGUUGUGAAUGAUAGUGGACGAUGAAUAUGUCAUAAUUGGAUCUGCAAAUAUCGAUCAGCGAUCCAUGGAAGGUACCCGAGAUACUGAAAUAGCAAUGGGAGCAUAUCAGCCUCAUCAUACUUGGGCAAGAAAGCUCUCACGUCCACGGGGAAAGGUAUAUGGAUAUAGAAUGUCACUGUGGCAAGAGCACAUAGGACUUGUUGAAGAAUGUUUCAAGCAGCCAGAGAGUCUUGACUGUGUCCGAAGGGUAAGGACUCUGAGUGAGCAGAACUGGAGCCAAUACGUAGCUGAUGAAGUGACGGACAUGAACGGUCGUCACCUCCUGAGAUAUCCUAUUGAAGUUGAUCAAUUCGGAAAUGUGAUGGCUCUUUCCGGGUGUACAGACUUUCCAGACGUCAAUGGAUACAUAUUGGGGAGUCCCGGCGACAUAAGGAACAUUCUAGGGAUCAGAAGGUUUGUGCCGUGGGAAUUACCAUUCCCAUGGAAGAAGAGAGAAAAUGUCACCACCUGCUCUAUCAUGUGA
This is a messenger RNA of Fragaria vesca subsp. vesca, 725 nucleotides long. RefSeq names its product phospholipase D gamma 2-like. Gene Ontology annotation, molecular function: D-type glycerophospholipase activity. Bases 210 to 725 code for a protein of 171 amino acids. The record is from RefSeq and is a predicted model, not a curated record. The transcript has 2 exons. NCBI's taxonomy places the organism in Eukaryota, Viridiplantae, Streptophyta, Magnoliopsida, Rosales, Rosaceae. Gene Ontology annotation, cellular component: plasma membrane. Gene Ontology annotation, biological process: phospholipid catabolic process.